Adineta ricciae is the source of this 5037-nucleotide messenger RNA. The record is from the annotation of a GenBank genome assembly. Lineage: Eukaryota; Metazoa; Rotifera; Eurotatoria; Adinetida; Adinetidae.
AUGGCGCUCAUGGAAACACUAUGUUUUAUAUUUCUUUUGUCUUUUGCUGAAACCACUGUUUAUUUAUAUCAUACUGAAGAUAGUCUGUCAGCUGAAUUUUAUGAUUGUGUGUACCAUAACGAUCUUCUCUAUUGCCGUCGCCCAAGCACACCGAUUGUUUUACAACGUGACAGUCAUAUACAACGCUGUCAUCAUAACGGCAAGGCUCAUUCAUUUGCUUCGAUCAUCAAUGACUCUAUUGAUGUGAAUUUUAUUCUGCAUAAUUGGAAUUCUGGCAUCGAGAUGGUAGAAGAUUAUUUGAAUCGUGUAACAGACGAGGACGAUAAAUACAUAUGUGAAUGCACGCAUUCACGAUCGUUUGGAAAAUAUUGUGAAUAUCAGUUACUAUUGGGAGAAACAUUUGAAGAAGAACUUAUAUGGGAACAAAUAAAAAAAAAGCGAGAUCCAGAUGAAUUGCAAGUGUACGGUGAUAUUUUAUGCUAUGAAACAUUGAGAUGUGAUUCUGGUCUAUUGUGUCUGGAUUGGCGCGAUAUUUGUGACGGCGUACAACAAUGUAUGUUGGGGUAUGAUGAAGAAAACUGUGAUAAGCUAGAAUUUAAUGAAUGUGAAGAUGACGAGUAUCGAUGUGUGAACGGAAUGUGUAUUCCUGACGAAUAUUUUCUUGAUGGUGACUAUGAUUGUAUGGAUAUGACAGAUGAAAUGGGAUACGAUGAUGGAUCCGAUUGUGCACUUCAGCAAGUGAACAGUGGGUGUGAUGAUCGGAUUUGUUUACGAAAUCACUAUUCGUGUGGUGACGGCCAAUGUAUUUUGGAUCGUCUAGCUUUUCAGAAUCCAUCAAAGGAAGAAAAAACAUGUAAAAGUUAUCGUGAACAGUAUUAUAUGUGUGAGACUCAUAGUUCCCAAAAUCUAUGGACGUUACCCAAUGGCAAAUGUUCGUCAGAGAAGGACUACGAAGAAACCAAUGUUUUAAAUCGAACCAAUUCUGAACUAUGUAUUUAUUUCUUGAAAUGUGCUCUUUCGAACGGUGUAGAAAAGAACUGUGCCAGUAGGAGCAAUGACAAGGACUAUGUUGGACAACUAAGAAGGUAUUGCCACUCGUCGUCCAUUCAAUACCCUACGGGUGCCAUAAUUGCUCCUUACUUGCAUUAUUUUUAUAACAUCGAACAGUUACGGGAAAAUGACAUACCUGACUUUAUCGCGCUCAAUGCAACUAUUAGAUGUCGACAAUAUAUAAUCCAACAUUACGCAAAUGUGCCAUACUCUACGCACCCAUCUCUUCGGCAAUGGGAAGAAUUAAUAUGCACGUCUCAAGUGGAGAAUUUCUCUGUUCUUGAAGUAAGUAACGAUGGGCCCUGUUACAAUGAUUCUCAAACCUUUACAGGUCAAUCCUAUAAUGUCAUUGAUGUGUGCAGUCGCUCGAAAGAAUGCAUCUCUGCAUAUCGCAUAGCAGAUGGAUCUGUUGAUUGCGCAGAUCAGAUGGAUGAAACUGAAGAUAAUAGAAUUUUGGUAUUACAGACGUGUUUUACGAUGCGCCGACAUCGUUUUCGAUGUUCUCCUAAACAACUUACAUGUUUACCUAUUAAUCGUUUUAAUGAUCAUAUAGCUGAUUGUAAGGAUAAUCACGAUGAAAUAUUUCCAUCAAGACUAAAGUAUCACAGAAGAUCAAAAAAUGACCGCGAAAUACUUAGACAAUACAUUGAAAAUUCAUGGAAAGGUGACAACGUAUUUCAAGUUGUAGAAUAUAUGUCAUUCCGAGGCUAUUGCAAUACAUUUUGGGACGAAAAAUCACAAAAAGACGAGGACAGUAGUAUUUGUAAAGACUGGUGGAUAUGCUCUGAGGAUCAGUGGCAAUGUCAUUCGGGGCAGUGCAUUGAUAUUGAUUGGAUUCUAGAUGGAGAAUGGGAUUGUUCCGAUGCGUCAGACGAACAAGCAAUUUUCUUCACUAAUCAUUCAUUAUCUUCACAUAACUUCGAUUUAAUCAACGGUUCCAUUCUGGAAGAAGAUUUUGAAAUAUUAUAUGAUGAGGAGCCAUUUUGGAAUAUUUGUAGUUUGGACACGGAAUUUCCAUGUUUUCCAACUAAUUCUUUUCAUUUAUUGAGUGGUACUAGUAAAAUACGCCCGUGCAUCAGUCUUGAAAAGGUUGGCGAUGGUCAUGCUGACUGCUUGGGUGCUCUAGAUGAACGAAAUACAAUCGAACACUGCAACAGUGGUCGUAUGCUCGGCUACGAUUUUCAAUGUUUAUCGACCAAAACGUGCAUUGAAUUUUUUCAGGUGUGUAUUACCAGAUGUCCUAAUACCGCUGAUGAUAAUCAAGUGUGUACGGGCAUAACAGACUCCGAUAACUGCAGAACCUAUAAUGAUUUUCGAUGUUGGAAUGGAACUUGCAUUAAUAAAGGAUGGUGUAACGGUGAUCAAGAAUGUUUACACGGAGAAGAUGAAUACUUCUGUGAAAUCCCAAAUGUCGAAAACGAAAUUGUCAAAGUUAGUUAUCGCAGUCACAAGAAAAUGCUUGACUUGAUUAUACCAAAGGAAUUAAAUUUACCAGUGUUUCCUUAUGCAGCAAACAUAUCAGAAAACAUCACUGGAAACAAUCCUACAAUAUUAAAAAGCAUCAAUAUAAUCGACAAUAUUUAUUCGUCGAUGCCUUAUGUAUGUAAUCGAGGCGUUGGCAUUCUCACAUACAAAGAUUCUGUAGUCUGCUUCUGUCCUGAGCAAUACUACGGUGACAAAUGUCAAUUUUAUAGUGAUCAAUUCACCGCAAUUUUUAGUUUGAAUAUCUCCAAUUCGAAAUAUACAAUGAAUACAAAUGCGGUAGUAGUACUCAAGAUGCUCGUUUUAUUCUUAUACAGAAAUCAGUCACUUGGUAUCAAAGAAUUUCAUGUCCGACCGAGUGUUGAACUUACUAAUCCUACGAAACAAAUGCUUCGUUUCCUCUACCCACGAACGAAUGCAUCGUUAGAGAGAAAACGGAAGCGACGCUCAAAUCGAUCAGAUAUUAUCUAUGAACAUCCGUAUUCAGUUCAAAUCGAAGGCUAUGAACUAAAGCAAAAUGAAACGCCACUUUUGAUCGGUGUAUGGAAAUAUCCGAUUUAUUUCGACUAUCUUCCAUCAUUUCGUCUUGCUAAAAUUUUAGGUUUAACCAAUGUGGAUGGCGUCUAUGAUCCGUGCUUGAGUAACCCAUGCAAUAAACAUUAUAAGUGUUAUCCACUUCUCAAUCAACCACGCAAUUACAUUUGCUCUUCAUCUAAACAUGAGUCCUAUACGAACUAUUGCGCAUCAAACGCUUUGUAUCGACGUGAUAUUCGAUUACCUGCAUACUGUAUUUGUCCAUUAGAACGUUAUGGACGUCGGUGUGAACUGUUGCAUGACCAAUGUAAUGAAAAUCCUUGUCAAAACAAUGGCACUUGCCUCCCAUCAAUGAAACCAACUGAGUACUAUUGCAUAUGCACUGAUCUAUAUCAUGGCAAACGGUGCGAAUUUCCAAAGCAAAUAAUUUCUCUGAGUAUCAACAAUACUGCUGAAUGUAGAGCGACAGUUAUUCAAUAUUUUCAAAUAAAUGUUACUACAUUGAAUUUGAUUUUGAUUUCUCAGCAUGUUUACACACGACUCCCUAGUCGAUUGACCAAUUUACUUAGUGAGUUGAAGCCACCUGAUCUUAUUGUUGCUAAACAAUACAUCGAUAUCAAUCAAGUUCAUAUUUACAUUAUUUCAAUACAAAUCAAUGGCACAUCGAGCAACAUCAUGACAUACAUGAGUGAGAUCAAUCGUUGCGUAAAUGUACGUAGCUUAUUUCCGGAAACUGAAAGCGAAAUUCAUGCAUAUAAAUAUCAUCGUCUUUGUCGAAAAAAUUCAACUUUAUUCUGCUUCUAUGAUCCUAAUUAUCUAUGUAUUUGCGACAAAGAUCACUAUCGUGUUGAGUGUUUCGGUUAUAAUCACAAUAUCGAACGAUGCUCAUUCUGCUUUGCCAAUGGACAAUGCUUAAUAGAAGAUCGUCGACAUCGAGAGAAUUACAUAUGUCUUUGUCCGCGAUGUCAUUCAGGUCGAUUAUGUCAAUUUAGUGAUGAUGGAUUAAGUUUUACUCUCCAUUCAGCUCUGCUACGUGUUGAGUAUGGUUUUCAGAUAAUCUAUUGCUGCGUUGUUUUUCUUAUUUUUCUCUUCGGUGCGAUAACCAAUUGUGCAACAUUGAUUACAUUUAAUCGACCAAAUUUACGAAGUACGAGUGUUGGAAUUUAUCUUUUAUUCUAUGCAAUGAUUAGUCAAAUGACACUGUUUUCAUUGUUAUUGAAAAGUCUUCAAGUACUUUUAGAUUUUCUAAUAGAUGAUACCUUAUGUAAAAUCAUCUCCUAUCUACUUUCAAUUACUCUUCGAUGUUCGCUGUGGUUUAUCAGUUGGGUGGCGAUUGUGCGUGUAGUUUACAUCCGAGUUCUUUUCUCCACUCUAUUUAAAAACGUUCAUCUUGCAGUAAAAAUCAGUUUUAUGACGUUGAUUAUCAUUGCCUCGAUGGAUAUUCAUGAACUAUUCUUCUAUGUCAAAGAUCCGAGCGGACAAUCAGCUUGUAUUGCUCACUAUCCAUCGAUUGUAUCCAUGUAUGAACGUGUCACUGUCAUUCUGCAUCAUACUAUUCCAUUCUGUAUUCAAAUCCUGUCAAUUACGGGACUUAUCAUUUUGGCAGCGCGUAGUCGUUCUCGUGCGACAAAUCAUUCGGAGACAUUUUUCACAUACCUUCAACGGCAAUUUCAAAUUCAAAAGGAAAUGUAUAUCGUUCCGCUAGUCGUUAUAAUCAGUGGUUUGCCACAAUCGAUCUUUUCAUUUAGUUUCUCAUGUAUAGAUCUAUCGUCGUGGCAGAAACAUCUGUUAAUUCUUGCGUACCUUUUCGCUUAUGCACCACAAGCACUUGGUUUUAUCCUGUUUGUUUUACCUUCAAGUAGUUAUUUGAAAGAAUUUCAAGCAACUAGCCUGUCGAAAACAUUCAUUUUUCGAUUCGUUUUGUCUGAACUGAAGAAAAGUCAUCUUGUACGGACCACGACAGUGACGUAG